CAUGAUUAUACAGUAAUUGUAUAUUUAAGCAUCAUCAUUGAAAAUGAGAUUGUUUCAUUGCUUUAAUUUCGUAAUGUUUGCAUAGUGAAGGGAAAAAAACAAACGAAAAUAAUAUGGAUCUUUUAUUUCACGGAGCUAUUUUGUUUCUGCAUUUGAAGAUAAGUUCAACACAAGUAUAUACCGGAGUUCUCACAAGACUUUGGCCGUUGGAUAGACAAACAUGUUCAUCAGAAGUAUUAACAACUACUUAUGUAUAUGGCGAGUGCAAGAACACUUUCAAUGACCAACCACAAGAUUUUCCUUUUAAUGCUAUGGAGUUCGACGGUUCUUCUUCUAUUGAUGUCGCUGUUGAUGUUUCAACUACUAACAUAAAACAUUACAGUUUUCAAGGGUGGUUCUUCUUUACAUCUGACACUUCUUCUUCCUUGUUUCAUUAUAGAGACGGUAACGAAUUCUCGGAAACAAUCGUUUGGACCAAUAAAAUGAAAUUGAAACUUUACAGAAAAGUGGAUUCUGCUUGGAAUACGUUCACUGGAAGUCAGCAAAUUUCUAAAUACAGAUGGUACUAUAUUGCACUUGGUGUUGGUCAAGACGGUUACGUAUCCGUACGUAUUGAUGGCGUGAAGGAUAUCUAUGGAAUGCUCACCAACCGUCAGAGCACAGAAUUGCCAGGUACAUUGAGAAUUGGUGGAGAUUUCGGGGAGGCACAUGCAAACGUGGAGGGUCGAAUCACAUGUGUUGGCUUUCAUCUCAAUACUAGGAACGCCUCAGCAAAUGUUGUAAAAGAUGUGUGUACUGAAACGGCUUGGAUGCCGGAAAGAGGAAGUAACAGUAUAUAUUUGACUAGGAUGGACAAAACGGCGUUGGUUCCGGUCUACCUGAAAGAAGUUACCCGCUGUUCGAUCAGUGAGUGUGCCCACUCAUGUUUGGAAGACAUUGAAUGUUUCUAUAUAUCUUUUGAUGGAGAAUCUGCCACAUGUAACUCGUGUUACCUGUUCAAAAGAGAAGAUACUACAGGCAAUAAUAGCACACUUUCUUUGUAUAAAGUUAGAACAUAACAAACGUUAUUCAUUAGUAUGCCAGUAUUCGAAUGAUAUACUUAUUUACCGUAUCGUUUAAAAAAAAUGAUAACUUAUUAGUGCUUCAGUAUUUGCAUGAUUUGAAUGUACUUUUAUAUGGCAUGUUCAAACAAUUUUUCAUUUUUUUUUUCUCGCAUUUUUGUCA
Mytilus trossulus (common blue mussel) is the source of this 1224-nucleotide messenger RNA. RefSeq lists its product as uncharacterized. The coding region runs from base 114 to 1058 and encodes 314 amino acids. The transcript has 3 exons. The record is from RefSeq and is a predicted model, not a curated record. NCBI's taxonomy places the organism in Eukaryota, Metazoa, Mollusca, Bivalvia, Mytilida, Mytilidae.